UUGGUGGAAUAGGGGAAAUAAGUUGAAUGUGACAUCUUUGGAAGAUUGGAUAAGCCAAGGAAAAGGAACAGCAUUAGAUCAUUCCAUGAAGUUGUUCAAUCAUCUUAAAGAACUAGGAGUUAAGAUCUUUCUUGUUUCUUCAAGAAAAGAACAUCUUAGAUCUCCUACCAUUGACAAUCUUGUCCAUGUUGGUUUCUAUGGAUGGACUAGCCUCAUACUAAGAGGUCAAGAAGAUGAAUGCAAAAGUGCUCAAGGAUUCAAGGCAGAGGUAAGGAGUAAACUAAUAAGCAAAGGCUAUAGAAUUUUGGGAAUUGUUGGAGAUCAAUGGAGUAGCAUUGAGGGACUUCCAAGUGCAAAAAGAACAUUCAAACUACCAAAUCCAUUAUAUUAUGUUGCUUGAUUUGGAUCAUAAUUUGUUUCUUUUACUUGUGAAUUUGUCAUGACUUUGUGAGGAAAAAGCAUAACUUAUUGAUGUGAUC
Molecule: messenger RNA, 479 nt
Organism: Nicotiana tabacum (common tobacco)
Lineage: Eukaryota; Viridiplantae; Streptophyta; Magnoliopsida; Solanales; Solanaceae
Source: RefSeq, a predicted model, not a curated record